Messenger RNA from Fusarium subglutinans, 6102 nucleotides. RefSeq names its product retrotransposon Ty1-copia subclass. NCBI's taxonomy places the organism in Eukaryota, Fungi, Ascomycota, Sordariomycetes, Hypocreales, Nectriaceae. Bases 1 to 6102 code for a protein of 2033 amino acids. The record is from RefSeq and is a predicted model, not a curated record. Gene Ontology annotation, biological process: regulation of DNA-templated transcription; DNA integration. The transcript has a single exon. Gene Ontology annotation, molecular function: nucleic acid binding; zinc ion binding; DNA-binding transcription factor activity, RNA polymerase II-specific.
AUGUCAGGAGGACAUUACUCCUUGGAUACCUCCGAGGUGGAGGAACAUCAACUGCAAGGAAAAACCAACUACAUCGAAUGGCGACGAUACUUUGAUCGUGCCGCCAAAGGCCAUGACCUUUGGUCCCUUGUCACCACAGAAAGUGUUCUGAAGGAACCAAAAGAAGAAGACUACAUUGCCUACUUCGAUGUUCCAUACAAAGGACCUUCCACACGAAAAAAGGGCGAAGCUCUGCGAGACGAUGAACUCAAAAUCGACAGCAACAAAAGCUUUUUCCUCUGGCAGGCAGCCUAUCGUCGCUGGGAACGACAGAAGGAGCGAGUUAGACUUGUUCGCAGACUCAUUGCAAAGUCCGUUGUGUCUUCCAUCGCCAACGAAAUUGAGGAUAUGGCCUCUCCACUACAACAAGUCAACCACAUCAAAAACACAUAUGGAGUGACAGACGAAUAUGCUCGAUCUGUGCUACUUGACAAAAUCACUGCACUGAAGCUCUCGCACUGUAGCUCCAUGAGCGACUACAUCAAUCAACACCGAGACCUGAAGACAGACCUCGUUAGGGCUGGCCUCCCUUACAGCGAUUCGCAAAUGGCCACAAACCUCAUUCAUGGUCUACCCAAGUCCUACAAUGACUUCACCAAACUCUGGAAUUUUCAUCGAUCUCAAGCUAUCGGAACCGAACCAGACAUCCAUUUUCUUCUUGAUCGACUCCUGAAUGAAGAAGCUUCUCAUGAGCAGGAGAAAUCUGGUGGAAACAAAAACAAGGGGGGCACAGCUCCCAAAAACAACAAGGUCUGUACUCACAAAGACUGCGGCAAGCCAGGCCACGAAGAAAAAGAUUGCUGGAUUGCCCAUCCAGAGAAGAUGCCUCAGCGCAUCAAAGACAAACAAAAGGAAAACUCUUCCUCUGGUGAUACACCAAACAAAUCAUCUAACAAACAACCUGACAAACCAAAAGGCAUUGUGGCAAUGGCCAAAUCUGCCGGCGCCCUUCAUGACGCCAUGGUAUCACACACAUCCAACAGCAGUAUGUUCUCCUCCUACCCCACCGACCUUUCCCCAGCUGAUAGCUCUCCACAGCCUGAAUCAGAUGGGAAUGAGUUGGGAUGUGGGAGUGGGGAACUACUAUUGGGAAACACAACUGUUAGGAUAGAACGGAGAUUAUCUGCACUCCUUGCCGAGGGCGGUGUAUUUUCGGACCGAGAUACUAUUCUUCUAGAUUCAGGAGCAGAUAUCUGCAUCUUUAAUGACAAACGAUGGUUUUCAUCCAUCAAACCCCUAGACAUAUCCGUGUCAUCUGUCGAAAACACUCAGUGCCUUCAGAUUGAAGGAGGUGGUUCUGUUACUAUCUCACUUGUGACCACUGACGACGAUGUCAUGCCUCUAACAAUACUCGAAGCUGCUUACGCUCCCUCUGCCAAGUACAACAUCGUCAGCAUGUCCUAUCUUGCAAAAAGGGCAAAAAUUUGCGGAAAAUGGAAUGAGUCCUGUGUUACUCUUGAAUAUGACGGCUGUGAAGUUGGUCAAGCAUUACUGAUUGAUGGUCUCUAUCAUCUAUCUGUGAAACCCUCUCUACCAGCUCAAACUGCAUUCGUUGGCAGUAUCAAUUAUGAUCACCCUGUCUGGAUCUGGCACAGACGACUGGGUCAUCUUAGUCUCCAGAACAUGGUGAACCUACUUGAUGUCUCAAACGGGAUUCCCCUUACGAAACAACAAAUCCGUGCCCAGAUGAUGCACAUUUGCCCUAUUUGUGCGACGUCACGAGCUCUGCUUCACAUUCCUCGUGACCCUGCCACGCGACGACAAAAGAACUUCGGUGGACUUAUUCAUGUGGAUAUCUGGGGACCCUACUCUGUUGAAGGUUAUGAUGGUUCCUUCUAUUUCUUCUUUAGCACUGACGAUGCUACACGCUGGACGACUGCGAAACCUAUGGUGAGAAAAUCGGAUCUUCUCACAGUCUUCCGAGACAACCACUAUCAACUUGAAGUGGCGUAUGGCAUUGUUGUUCGAUGUUACAGAUUUGACACUGAAUUCGCCAACGGACCAGUAGGGAAAUGGCUCAACAAAAAGCAUAUACCCUUUGAACCUACAGUACCCUAUGCACACUACAUGGGAGGGACACAUGAACGUGUGAACCGUAUCAUUCGCGAAAAGGCUGCUCCAAUGAUUCAGGAGCAAUCUAUCUCAGGACAACUGACAAAGAUAAUCACUGGAAAAGCUUUGGAGACUAUACAAGAAACCAAACUACCAGAAAAUCUCUGGGUUGAGGCUAUGAGAUAUUCCGUGUGGUUGAAAAAUCGCUCCCCUACUCGAGCUCUGAAAAAUAAGACAACCCCUUGGGAGGCAGUCUAUGGCAUCAAGCCUAUUUUUGGACGUGAGUCUAUCUGGGGAAGUCGUAUCUAUGUCACGUUGCCGCCUGAGACUGACCGAGUUGGAAAACCUAAACUUCACCAUGCUCGCGGUUGGGUUGGAUAUUUUGUUGGAUGCGACAGUGAGUCAAUCUACAGAAUCUACUCCGACGAACAUCACCGUGUAUUCCGGGUUGGCGUUGGCCGAAUCCAACAAGGACAGGGUGUUGAAGAUGAGCACGAUGGACUAUCAUACAAUGACAGGGUUGGUCGCGAGGGAUCUCAAAUCCCUACCAUCCCUUCUCCUUCCUCUAUACAGGAGGAACCUUCUCAGGACAACCAACCUGAUGAUCAAGCUAUUGAUGACUUCUGGCAUGAAUCUGACUCUGACAGAUCAGACCUAGCAAACCCCUCAGAACACGCUUGUGAAGACGACUGGGAAACCGAUGAAGAGGAGGAAGGAGAUGAACAUCACGAGCCCCACGGACAGAGCUCAGAUAAAAAUCUACCUGACAACCCUCCAUCCUCAGAAUCAUACCAUUCCAGCGAUAACAAUGUGUUUGAGAAGUCAAAGUACUUUGCAGCAGUCUUGCAACUGCCUCAGGACUAUAAACCCCCAGACUCAUCCGAUGAAUCGGAUACCGAACAACACAAUGACAAAUCUCAAAUUGUCAAGAGAGAAAUGAGACUUCUCGCUCCAGGUACUGAAAUCCUCGAUGAACCAUGCUACUUCUGUUAUGUCUACGGACGGAGAUGUGUGUGGACCAACGUAGCUGAUACUCACAAAUGCGACAACUGCGCCAAAAAUACCAAGAGAUGCUGGAUUCCUCAGCAUGAUCAUCCAGACAUAGUUAAACAAAGAGCAGAGCAACUCGAAAAACGGAAGCUAUAUAAGAGAAGACAUACUGAAAAGGCAGCUCUAAAGCGGGGUAAACGUGCAACUGUUCGCUUCCGAGGAGUUCACUCCUCUAAGAAGUGCUUCCGAUGUUUCAGGCGAAACGCUGGGUGUGAUGGAAAAAUACCCUGCCAAAGGUGCAGCGCUGGUGGCUUUAAAUGCAACUCACAAGAAACAAUGUCAAAGCCACCCUGCAGGGAAUGCAAGCGAACCAGAAAAGGUAGACAAUGUGAUCGAAAAGGACCCUGCAAUAUGUGUGUCGCAGCUGGCAAAAAUUGCGUGUACAUAGUGCAACAGGGUCUCAUGGAAAAGUUUUACCCGGUCACACAGGCUGCUAAAGACAAGUUCAAAUCAUACAGCGAAGAUUCAUGUCGAUGGUGUAUUGUUACUCCUAGUGCCCGCUGUGAUACGGAACAACCAUGCCGACUCUGCGUUAUGGCGUGCGCCAGGUCAACCUACACCAGAUGCGUUUAUCGACGAGAGGAUCACCUUGAAAAGUACAGUGCUUCGGCCUUUAUGCUUGAUAGCAAUGGUCGAGUUGUUCUGAAGGAAAACUGGGAAGAUUUUACCAUCAACAAGAUCAACGCUCUACUUGCAAAGAACUGGGACAAGAAGAAAAAUACUCCAUUAACCGAAAAGCAUCUUCAUUCCUCCAUUACACUUAAUGCUGACGCUGACACUGCCACUGUCACUGUUCCUGAGUAUGUCAAUAUAAUCCCUACGGAAGUGGGAAAUCUGGAGUGCGGUUUUUACUCCCUUGUCAAUAGUAUCACCUCCCAGAUUCCACAACAUCCACCGCCUACUUUUCAAGAACUACGAGACAUCUUCAGUGGUCCAGAAAUGACAAGCAGGAAUGAAGCUGCUGGUCUUCAUAAUUCCAACAAUCUGACAGCAGAUCAAGUCGCAGGAGUUCUCCAAAUCUGGGGUAGCAGUAGAAAUCUGAGCUUACAACUCGGAGUGCUUAUUGAUGGUGGGGAACACCUUAUUAUCCGAGGGCCUGAAAAUUCCCGAACGAUAUGGAUCCACAAUGACAACGCGAACGAGAGUAACCCCGACACCUUCAACCACUACUCAGGUGUAGACAUUCCAACUCACGCACAAAGUGACAACAAUCUGUCUGACUCAGACUCACACUCUGAUUUUCAACCGGAAAAUGAUAUUGACGACGACAUUACCUUUUUCUCCUCUAACAAACAUGUUCUUCACGUGCAGAAGGACCUCGCAUCUGAACCCGAACCCACGACAUAUGCCGCUGCCAUGAAAUGCGCUGAGAGCAGCCACUGGGAGCGUGCCAUUUACGCUGAGAAACAAAGUCAUGACGAAAACGGAACUUUCCUCAUAGUUGACCUAUCGGAAAUCCCGGAAGAAUGCGUGCCACUGCACUCGCGAUGGGUCUUCAAGAAGAAACUCAAUCAAUUCGGAGUGAUCAAAAGAUACAAAGCGAGACUUGUCAUUAAAGGAUACGCACAGAGAGAAGGAAUAGACUACGAAGAAACCUUCAGCGCAGUCAUCAAAGCCACUUCAUACAGAAUUCUCUUUGCACUUGCUGCCCGUCUGGGAUGGAAAAUCUUCAUGAUGGAUGUUGUUACAGCCUUCCUGAACGGAAAAGUCAAGGAGAAGAUUUUUAUGAAGCCACCGCCUGGUUGGAAGUUGCCAAAAGGAAAAGUCUUACAAGUCGUCAAAAGCCUUUACGGACUGAAGCAAGCACCGAGAGUGUGGUACGAGAAACUCUGUUCUGAGAUUGCAAAGUGGGGGUUCCGAAAGUCAUCCUAUGAUGCAUGUGUCUUCAUUCACGACGAAUGGCGAAUCGUGAUGGGUGUCUGGGUUGAUGACUGCAUCAUUUUGGCCCCAUCAGAUGAAAUCGCCACCAAGCUGAGAAUGAAACUUGAAGAUUCCUUUCAAAUGAAGGACGAAGGACUCUGUGAGUGGUAUCUUGGCAUGCACGUUCUCCAAGAUGAAAAUGGUGUUACGAUCCAUCAGGAGAAAUAUAUUAAUCAGAUGCUUCGACGCUUUGACCUGGACAACAUCAAAUCUAAGUCUACUCCACUGACUGCUGGGCUUUCUCUGACAAAAAACCCUGUUUCCGAGAGUAAUGAGGAUCUUAUCACCGACUAUCAACAGAAAGUCGGAUCGCUGGUUUAUCUGGCAGGACAAUCUCGUCCAGACAUCUGCUUUGCUGCAAAUUUCUGCGCUAGAUAUAUGUCAAACCCAUCAAGAGAUCAUCAUGAAGCUCUGAAUGAGAUAUUUGCCUAUCUCAAACGAACGGCAAAAACUGGAUUCCGAUACCGCAAGGGAGAUGGGUCGCUGAACUUGGUUGGAUUCGCAGACUCUGACUUCGGCGGAUGCCUUGACUCACGACGGUCGACUACUGGGUGGAUUUUUCUGCUUGGAAAUGCCCCUAUCUCCUGGUCAUCACAGCGACAAAAGACUGUGGCCUUGUCGACAACUGACGCUGAAUACGUCGCCGCAUCAGAGGCGGCCAAGGAAGCUAUAUGGAUUAGGGGAUUCGUCAACGACCUUCGACUCCUGCCUAGUCUUGAAGCAGUUACCCUCUAUGUUGACAAUGAAGGAGCACGAAAACUAUCAAGGAACCCAGAAUUUCACAACAGAACCAAGUACAUUGACAUUCGUCAUCAUUUCAUCCGAGAAAGGGUUGAAUCAGGCGAACUUGAUACUCAAAGAGUUGAUACACUCUACAAUAUUGCGGAUUUGCUCACCAAGCCCUUGGGAAGAGUCCGUCUUCAACAACUCACUGCUAUGAUGGGCAUGAUCGAACUGGACAAGGACGGAAAUCAGGGGGGGUCAGAAGAACCUGACCAGAAGGAUCUUACGGACGAGGAAGUCUCUGGAAAUGACUCGUAG